This is a messenger RNA of Syngnathoides biaculeatus (alligator pipefish), 2305 nucleotides long. Its product is annotated as gastrula zinc finger protein XlCGF26.1-like. Gene Ontology annotation, biological process: regulation of transcription by RNA polymerase II. Gene Ontology annotation, molecular function: DNA-binding transcription factor activity; RNA polymerase II cis-regulatory region sequence-specific DNA binding. Bases 111 to 2069 code for a protein of 652 amino acids. The record is from RefSeq and is a predicted model, not a curated record. Lineage: Eukaryota; Metazoa; Chordata; Actinopteri; Syngnathiformes; Syngnathidae. The transcript has 3 exons.
CGGCGCGUAUUUAUGUCAUCACUUCCGCCUCCGCCACCCCACUUCCAUUUCGUGGACGCGCCGCUUCCAAACGUUUGUAUUGUGUUUGCACCAGGGUUGAGAUUACAGCAAUGUCUCAAAUCCGAAUGUUGCGAACUUUGGUGACCGAGCGGCUGAAUGCGGCCGUGGAGGAAAUCUUUGUGGUGUUGGAGAGAACCGUCGCGGAGUACGACGAGGAACUCGCUCGGGCCAGGGAGGAGAACCGGCGUCUCCUGAGCGUCUUCUCGGGCCAUCCUCGCCUUGUGCUCGACCGUGCAGAAGCCGGUGAAGAAGGUGUCGGCCUCGUGCAUCAGGGGGCGGCGACGCCACCCGUCAAAGAGGAAGAGGAGGCCAAACCCCCACUGAUAAAAGACAAAGAGCAGCCCGAGACCCCACGAAUGAAAAAAGAAGAGCAGGAGGCCAAGCGCCUGCCAAUAAAGGACAAAGAGCAGCCACAGACCCCACAAAUCAAAAAAGAGGAGCAGGACGACGUCACCGACAUUCCCGUGAAGAGUGAAGAAGGUGACGGAGGCGCCCGUGGACCAUCUCAAGCGGGCGGCCUCGCGGCGCCGCCGUCUGUCGAUGUCACUGAAGAUAAUCUUGCCGUUGAGGAUCGGGAGCGAGCGACACCGCACAUGAAAGACGAAGAGCAGGAGAGUAAAAUCAGCAAGUUUCCAUUGGCUGCUGCCAUGGUGACAGAAGCAGAAGGUCACGGAGAGCACGGGGGAGGACCGCAAGGAGACCAGUCCUCAGAUCACGAUGACAUCAGGCCACAAGCUUCUAAUAAUGAUGACGAAAUUAAUGGUAAAAAUGUUAACGAUGUUAUGACGCAUCACAAUGACAACACGACGGCAUUGAAAGUACAAACAAGACAACUUGGUGGGAAGAAAAGUUGUUCUCGCUCAGUUUCUGGUAAAAUAGACAUUGACGAGACAAAUUUGACAAAACGCACGAGAGAAAAACAUUUCACAUGCACAGUUUGCAGAAAAGCAUUUUCUGUCAAGGACGAUUUAAUAAGGCACACGAGAACGCACGCUAAAGGGAAACCUUUCGCCUGCUCAGUUUGUGGGAAAAAGUUCUCUCUCAAGGCAAAUUUAAUACAGCACACUAGGAUACACACCGGGGAGAAACCGUUUGCCUGUUUAGUUUGCGACAAACAUUUCACUUGGAAGGGAGCUUUAAAAGUACACGCAAGAACACACACCGGAGAAAAACCUUUUUCCUGCCAAGUUUGCGGUAAAAGCUUCUCUAUAAAGACAAAUUUAACAAAACACACAAGGAUACACACCGGGGAGAAACGUUUUGCCUGUUCAAUUUGCGGCAAACAUUUCACUUGGAAGAGAGAUUUAACAGUGCACACAAGAACACACACUGGAGAAAAACCUUUUUCCUGCUCAGAUUGUGGUGAAAAAUUCUCGACAAAGAAAACAUUAACAAAGCACAUAAGAACACACGCCGGAGAAAAACCCUUUUCCUGCUCAGUUUGUGGUGAAAGAUUCUGUGAAAAGAAAAGUUUAACAGAGCACACAAGGAUUCACACCGGAGAAAAACAUUUUGCCUGCUCAGUUUGUGGUAAAAGUUUCUGUGAAAAGAAAAGUUUAACAGAGCACACAAGGAUACACACCGGAGAAAAACCUUUUGCCUGCUUAGUUUGUGGUAAAGGUUUCUCUGUAAAAAAAAGUUUAAAAGAGCACACAAGGAUACACACCGGAGAAAAACCUUUUGCCUGCUCAGUUUGUGGUAAAAGUUUCUCUGCAAAGAAAAGUUUAACAACGCACACAAGGGUACACACCGGGGAGAAACCUUUUGUCUGUUUAGUUUGCGGCAAACAUUUCCCUUGGAAGGUCAAUUUAACAAUACACACAAGAACACACACUGGAGAAAAACCUUUUGCCUGCUUAGUUUGUGGUAAAAGAUUCCUCACAAAGUGGAAAUUAAAAAUGCACACAAGAACACACACUGGAGAAAAACCAUUUGCCUGCUUAGUUUGUGGUAAAAGAUUCCUCACAAAGUGGAAAUUGAAAAGACACACAGGAUCACACAGUGCGUAGAAAUCUUUUGUGGUAGACUGUUUGCUAAUAACUGCAGAUGUCAUGGGACACACUGGUGAGAAACCAUUCAGUUGUUGCGUGUGCGUGCGGUGAAAGUUUCCAAAUCAAGUCGUCUCAAGGCACACAAGUGUUCUGGUAAGAAGAGCAGCCAGCGUUCAUUGAAGCUGCAGAAUAAUUGUCGGGUGUUGUUUUGGUUCUUUCUCUCCAACUGAAAAACUGCAUUUUUUUUUUUUUUG